AUGUUCAUUUUUUCCUUAUUAGAUAGAGAUAUCGUUCUUUUCAUUCUCCGUUCUUUUAUCUUAUUACAUUCCUAUAGAGAUUUCGUUCUUUUUUCAUUCUCCUUUUAUUACAUUCCUAUAGAGAUGUUCGUUCAUUUUCAUUAUUCUCCUAUCGAUAUUAUCUCAUUCCAUUCCUAUAGAGAUAUCAGAUAUCGUUCUUUUCAUUCUCUUUAUUUCAUUCUUAUAGAUAUAUCGUUCUUUUCAUUCUCUUUAUUACAUCCAUCUAGAUAUAUUGUUCUUUUCAUUUUUCUUAUUACAUUCCUAUCGAUAUAUCGUUCUUUUCUUUCUCUUUAUUACAUUCUUAUAGAUAUAUCGUUCUUUUCAUUCUCUUUAUUACAUUCCUAUAGAGAUAUCGUUCUUUUCAUUCUCUUUAUUACAUUCUUAAAGAUACAUCGUUAUUUUCUUUCUCUUUAUUACAUUCUUAUAGAUAUAUCGUUGUUUUGCUUCUCUUUAUUACAUUCCUAUAUAUUGUUCUUUUCAUUCUCUUUGCCUCCUCAUUCCUCUCUUUCUUUCAAUUUUAAUUCUAUUUCUUUUAUUCUGUUUUCUUCCUUUCAUACCUUUCUUUCUUUCAUUUUUCAUUCUCUUUUUCGCUUUAUCUUUUUUUUCAUUCUGUGUCUUUUGCUAUCUUUUUCUUACCAUACUUAUUUUUCUUUCGUUUUUUAUUCUUUUUCUUUUACUCUGGGCUUAGAAAAUAUCUAUCUGUCUAUCUAUCUAUCUAUCUAUCUAUCUAUCUAUCUAUCUAUCUAUCACCAAAAACGGGAUAUAUGCACCUAUAACAACCACUCUACUUUCUUUUUUUUUCUUUCUUUCUUUCUUUCUUUCUUUCUUUCUUUCUUUCUUUCUUUCGUUCGUUCGUUCUUUCUUUCGUUCUUUCUUUCUUUCAUUUGUCUUUUGACUUCUUUUUCAUUCUUCCUAUUUUCUUUCUGUCGUUUGUAUUUUUCUUUUUCGUACGUUUUUCUUUAUUUUUUUUUUUCUUUCAUUUGUCUUUUGACUUCUUUUUCAAUCUUCCUUUCUUUAUUUCUGCCGUUUGUAUUUUCCUUUUUCGUACGAACUUUUUUUCUUUCUAUCUUUUUUUUCUUUCAUAUGUCUAGUUCUUUUUCAUUACUCAUUUUUUUCUUUCUGUCGUUUGUAUUUUUCUUUUACGUACGUUCUUUCUUUCUUUCUUUCUUUUGUUUCUAUUUUAUUAGUCUCUUUAUUUCUCUUUCCUUUUUUCUAUCUUUUUCAUUUUUUCUUUCCUUUAUUUACUUACGUCGUUCUUUUUUUAUUUCAUUGUUUACAAUUUUCACCCUUUUUCCUCCAUUUCUUUUGCAUUUACCGAUUUUCUUAUUACCUCCCUUUUUUGCUUUUUUCUCUCUUCGUUUCUUUACUUCCCUAUUUAUUCUCCCUUUUCUCUUCAUUUUCUCCUCUGUAUAUUCUCUCUUUCUAUCCUCUCUUCUUGUCUUCAUGCUUUACGUAGGCAACCCAGAAUCCAAGUCACCAACUUUCACCUUACCUACCCUAUCUUUUUAUAAUAAAUUGCUCUCUCAAGACAAGAAGAAUGAAUGGUCUAUAAUUUAUUUUCCAUUUCCCUCAACCACUUCUUCAUUUCUAAACAUUUCUCUUUCUUUUCACGUCAUUACCAACCGCAGAAUUUCGUUUAAAACUUACAAUUUACUUUUUUCCCCGUUGGGUUAUUAUAGAUUCACCAGUGUCUUAUUUUUAUCUUUUACUUGCGUUUUUCUUAUUCUUUCUUUAAAUUUCUAUCAUUCGUUAUAUCUUAUUACCUCUGCUUUUGGUUUCUUCCUUUCUUCUUUCUUUUCCUUUCUUUCUUUCUUUCUUUCUUUCUUUAGAUUCACACCUUUUCAGUUUUUCUUUUUCGCCUCUUACGUUUUCUUUACAUCUCUUUUUCUUUCUUUCUUUCUUUCUUUCUUUCUUUCUUUCUUUCUUUUGUCACCUAAAUAUCUGAUUUUCUUUUCUUUUUUUUUCCUUUUGCCAUAUUGUCUUUUCUUUCUUUCUUUCUUUCUUUCUUUCUUUCUUUCUUUCUUUCUUUCUUUCUUUCUAAUUUCGACUUUUCCUGACAGUUCCCGUAUCCGCCAUUUAUGCAUUCUUUCUUUUAGUUUCUUACUGUUUUUAUCUCCAACAGACAAUACAUUAAAAUUCUUUCUUGCUUUCUUUCUUUCUUUCUUUCUUUCUUUCUUUCUUUCUUUGUCUCAUUUAUUUGAACAUUAUUUCCUUUUCCGUUUCUUUUUAUCUGACCUUUCUUUCUUUCUUUCUUUCUUUCUUUCUUUCUUUCUUUCUUUCUUUCUUUGUCUCAUUUAUUUGAACAUUAUUUCCUUUUCCGUUUCUUUUUAUCUGACCUUUCUUUCUUUCUUUCUUUCUUUCUUUCUUUCUUUCUUUCUUUCUUUCUUUGAACAUUAUUUUUUCUUUGCAUCUUUUUCUUUUCGUCUUUUCCAUUCUCUUCUUUUUAUGCUUAUUUUUCCUACCAUUUAUCUUUACAUUUUCAUUUCUUCCUUGUUUCUUUCCUUUUCACGCGUGUCUUCUCAUUCUGUCUUCUCUAUUAUUUGUUCUGUCUUUUUUUUUCACUUCCCUAUUUUUUUGAUUAUUCACAAAUAUCUAGACUUCUGUAACUGA
Acanthosepion pharaonis is the source of this 2649-nucleotide messenger RNA. NCBI's taxonomy places the organism in Eukaryota, Metazoa, Mollusca, Cephalopoda, Sepiida, Sepiidae. The record is from the annotation of a GenBank genome assembly.